GUUCCGCGUAUUUUACCUUGCUCUUUUACAUUUAUUGCUGUAUUGUGUUACCAUGGAUAAUAACGCCGACCAUCCCGCUCCUGCCGUUAAUUUCCAGGAUGCAACCGCCCAGGUUGAGGCAUACCUGCAGACCCUGGCGCCGACGACGUCCACAUUGUAUUUUGAUCAUUUUAAGAUGUUGGAAAUCCCAGCAACGCCAUUGCUUGCCCAGUUCACCAACAUCCAAUCCAUCACUGCGGCCAAGUGUGGCCUUACAUCGCUCGCCAAUCUCCCCAGUAAAGCGACAUUGCAGUCGCUGUACUUGGAGGGCAACGCUCUUUCCGGAUCGGCCUUGGAGGCCCUCCGUGACUGUCACUCCCUCCGGCAGCUCCACCUUCCGGACAACCUGUUUGACUCGGCGGAUGACUUCCGACCGAUCCGAAACCUGCCUUUGGAUGUACUGGAUGUCGGAUACAACCCGAUCACCCGCAGUUCGUCCUGUCAGGAAGCACUGGAGCUGCUGUUUCCCAACACCGACAUCCAAGUGACCGGACACCUCGUCCAGGAGGAUUCCAGCAGCGAUGAGGAAUCGGAAUUAUAUGUUUCCGAUACUGAAUUCGAAGAAGAAUCCACCAAGGAUUCUGAAGAAAUGGCAGCCGCCGUCAAGGCGCUGGAAGAAGAUCCGGAUUGGGAAAUGGAUCAUGUGAGCAACUCGUGCUCCGAGGAUUCUGCGGAUUUGGAAAUGUAAUUUGUUUGUUGUUUUUCCGCUACUUGUGUUAUUUUUCUAGCAUUGUUGAAUGAAAUUAAUAAAAAUCAGUCG
Molecule: messenger RNA, 799 nt
Organism: Paramacrobiotus metropolitanus
Lineage: Eukaryota; Metazoa; Tardigrada; Eutardigrada; Parachela; Macrobiotidae
Product: acidic leucine-rich nuclear phosphoprotein 32 family member B-like
Exons: 4
Coding region: 53-727 (224 amino acids)
Source: RefSeq, a predicted model, not a curated record